CAAAUCGGAUCACAUAACCCUGGUUAUGGGGCUGGCACCCUUUUCAAAUUUAAAUUACGCGCUCUUUUCUUGAUUGGCGCAAUCUAUAGAUGUCGCUGGCGUAGCUUCGAAGAUGAAAAUUUUUACGAGUUUCUCUCCUAUACACGACGCUACUAUAGGUAUGGGUACAUCUACCGCUCAGAGUGAUCCUUACCUUCACAGAUUGUGGAGUAGCCAUUACAGUGCUGUUGGAAUAGUGUGCGUUGCGAACUAGCCUGUCAGUCGACCAAUCAAGAAUCGUUCGUGUGUCGGUGGACCCAAAGCCGAUGCACUCGAUGGUGAUUUUCUGAAGGUGAAAGAGAGAAAACAGGUCCCGAGAUAAGUAACGGAAAAGAAGCAUUUCUUCUUCGCUGCACGCGCGGGCUUUUUUCCGGGUACGGAUUAUACGUGUGUGAGUGCGCCAUAGUUACACGAGUUAUAUUCAAUGUAAGACGGAAAGAGAGAGGUAUAUAGAAAAGCAGGAACGAACGAGAGUGAUAGGGAUACUUGAGACGAAACGAGAAAGCUUCGAUAGUGAAACGAAGUGAGAACGAGAGCGUUAAAGCAGGGGUCGUGAGGAGAAGGAAGGGAUCUCCGUCAAAAUGUCGCUGAAAACACCAACGCGAAUACAGUGAUUGCUUUUCGUCGUUUAACAGGGGAUUUUGGUGGAGUUGAUCAGCUAAAAGUACCAAAAUUAUGGUGUCAACUCGUCAGUCAAGUAGUAUGGGUGGAAGUAAUGGAGGUGGGCCGGCUGCUGAAGUUACAGAUGUGAAUUCAUCCAGAAGACAACAAUCUGUAGCAAUGACUAGCUCAUAUACCGGACCAUCUGUUUCGGAGCCACCUCCUUAUAGUAAUUUAAACCUCCUUGAUUUACCAGUUGAAAUCCUUGACAAGAUUUUUAGUUAUUUGGACUAUAAUACAGUGGCUCAUUUACGUCCUGUUUGUCAUCAGAUGGAUCGUGUUUGUGGAUCGAUAUUGAAUUCUACUUUUCAAAAGCUUCAGGCACAAAUGUUGAAUCGUUUUCAGGCAAUUAAAGCACAGAUGCCAAGGCGUGAAUCUGCACGCCGUAAUCACCCAUUAGCUUGUGAAUCAGAUAUUAUUGAAACCCUUCAUAUGCGUCUUACCUUGCUCCAAAUGAGUUUUGGAAAGCACAUUGAACGUAAACAUUGUUGUUUUUUUCCUGGAGAGAUUUUAGAUGAAGUUAAUCGUAUUUUACAUUAUAUAAGAGUUACUCCAAAAUUAGCCAGACCAUACAAAGUUACAGAUGAGUUGUUUGAUUUAAGUACUAUGGCUAUGGAGUACUUUAAAGAACGUAUUGAACCAACAUUACCAGAAAUUCCCUACUUUGGAGCAGAUUUCUUAGAUCUUGCUGGGACAUUCUCCUCUUCUAGUAAUGUGAACAAGCCAUUCAUGUGCCUAGACUCUGCACCUUUAGCUGUUGGAACUGGUAAAUCAGGAAGCAAUAGUGGAGAAGGUUCCCCCCCACACUCUUCAGAUGAGCCCGGUCUCUUAGAGUCUAAUGUGUCACCUCCACAGUCGAAUAUGGUGUUACGAAAACGGAUUCGUAAAAUUAAACAAGGCAUGAAGCGAUAUAAUAGUCAACUAACAUUAAUGCGUAGAGAUUUGAGGAAUUGCAAAGCAAAGAUAGCAGAACAACAGAAACAGAUUGUUGAAUAUGCUACACGUCUUGAUGAAAACGACAAGAAGAACGAGGAAACCUCCCGUAAAUUUAGCACACUCCUACAGGUAUUUACUAAGGAAUUGAACAAGUGUAAAACAGAGCUUCAGUAUUGGCGAUCUAAGUCUCCGGCGAUACCUGUAUGUGUAGUCUGUGGGCAAUCUGUGUUAGUCCCAACGGAGGAUUUACAAGCUUUAACAAAUCAAGGUGUAUUACCAGAAACGCUUGAUGAAGGAUUAGACUUCAUUCCCAUAGCGGAUGCACAGAGCCUUACAGAAGUGGCACCACAACCACCAGUUACACAACAACCAUCGUCACCACCACCACCAGCGCCGCCACAACCAACCGUGGAAAUGGCACCACCAAAGGCUCCUGUGCCUUCACUACUUUCAAAACGGAAAUCCACCACAGAGGAAGCACCGAGUGACGCUGGAAAGAAACCUCGUCGUACUGCCAAGUCACGCCAGGUUAAACGCUCGAAGAUAUAAAUCGAUACUGAUCAUGGUACAAAAAUAUCUGUGUAAACAUCUUUACUGGGUUCUUGAAAAAGGUCUUUCUAUUUGGAGUAACAUGUUCCUUUACGCUAGCGAGCGAAUGAUCUUACAAAGAGAGAUACUGGGGCGCGAUGCUAAUUUUUCUAUAAGCUUUUUCGUAAUGAUGGAUUUUAAAAUAUUGAAAUAUAGUACUCGAUUUUGCGGACAAAUGAUUAAUAUUUCCAGUUCUUUCAUUACACAAAAGCUGAUCGAAAAAUCAGUGUUAUACCUCGUGCCUCUCCUUGUUAGAAAAGUACAAAAUUCUUUCCUGAACGUCCUGCAUUUCGCGCAACGAGCCUCGUUUUGACAAAUUCUAGCCAUGUUGGUUACCGCGCGAAGGGAAUUGACGCGAUUAAUUUUCCUAUUUUAUUACGGACGGAUUUGUCACACACCGUGGCGUCUACAAAUAUUCUAAAUGAUAGCUGAUCAUUCGUGUCGUUCGUAAAGCAACAAGAGCGCUACUUUUUUCGAACCCGUUUAAUUAUUAUUAUUAUCGUGACGGUAUAUACAAGGAGAACGGAAGGGUUGAAUUUUGCAUAAAAUGUUUAUUUUACAAUAAUAUCACGCUAAUAGAGCAGAUUAAAUGUCAUACGGCGACAAGCAAGAAUUCACCUUCUGUAUUCCUUGAUUACAAAUCAUGCACUGAUUUAUUAUUUACUUUCUAAACGUUUCUAACAUAAUUUUAUUGUCGUAAUAUUUUGUCCUUAACAACUUAAUUUAAUACCUACUAGACAAUACACAAGAACAAAUACAGAAAUGGAAAAUUUGAUAAUCGAACAAAGGAAAAAAUAUAUUCUUUCUAUUCAAGUCGCGAAAAUUCAUCUUUCUGUGUACUUUACUAUUUGUUACAAUUCUGAAUUGAACAAAAAUUAUCAAAUUUGAUGAAUUUUGUUUCAGGUAGGCAAGAGGAUAUUCUUGUCUUUGUAGAAAUUUUUGUAUAAAAUUUCGAGUGGACAUUAGACAUGAUUCUAGCAAAUUUUGUUUCGCAGUAUCAAUGAAUAAGUACCUGAGAGGACUGAAUGAGACUAGUUCGCGCAGGUACUCCAAGUUCAUCAAUAUUCAUAUCAAUUUCUGUCUAAUUUAUCUAAGUCUGCUCAAUUAAACAACAAAAAAAGGAAAAGAAAAGAAAAAUAAUUUUUCUAUGAAAAUGGUUUGCGCACCAUGUUGUGUUAUCAAUUCAAGCCUCAAAAUGAAUAGAAAAGUCAAAGGUUUUGAAAGCUGAAUUGCUUUUGCAUAAUGACAUGUGAUAUAUCAAUUUAUGUUCUUUCUUGGCUGUUAAAGCACGUACGUGUAAUUAAAAAGAUUAAUUUAAUAGAGCAGCUCACCCUAGACGAAAUCAAAACAUUUGUAAUAAUAUGAAGUUUUGUGAGCCUUAAAAAAAUACGAGGUUAGGGAGAAGGUGGAAAUAUGUUGAAAUAUCAUAAUGGAUGUUAUUUUGUUUUCAACUCGCCAUCGUUCAAAUAUGUGAGUUUCUUCACAAGAUGGUGUAUAUUGCAAUAUUAAUAGCGCUAGGAAAUAAUUUAUAGGAACAAUUAUUUAUAGGAAAAUUAUUAUCAGAUUAUUUUUAAAAACAUUUUCCAAACAUCAGUUUCUUAAUUUAUCAGUCAUAUCGACUAAAAGAGUAAUUACAAAUUUCAUCCCACGUUCUUACAAAAAAGUGAAAAAAUACAAUGCCAGAGAAAGGAGUGAAUGAUUAUUGAGAUCAAUAGUUAUUAAAUCAGAUCAAUAAAAAAAGUUCGUGAUUAUGCAAUUUCUUUUAAAGUCGGACGGACUACCGUGCGCGAUGCUCGAUGAUCGGACUGCGUAGAUUCAAUUGAUUAAUAUUAUUUGCACCAAUCCUAAUUAAUCUUAAAGAAUUGUAGUUUGAAAUAUUGUGAGACAUGUAGAGUCAUGAAUCAUCAAUUCAUGAUUCUAGUAAUAAAUAUAAAGGAUACUGAUAAUAAGUAAAAAUGAUACUUUAUUAUAAAUAUAUAAAUAUAUAUAUAUGAGUGCGGUACUUGCCAGGAUAUGCAUACCACACAGAACAGUUUAGUUUAAACUUUAAUGGAACAAUAAGAUAUAAUAAUUAAUUAAUGAUGAAAUAAUUAUCGAAAUAUAUAUAAUUUUUUAUCGAUGUCGAAAAUUAAUUAGGAGAAAAAAAAGGUGGGAAAAAAUGAACUUAGCGAACGGACGGGAUGAGUACGUCACGAACAUGCAUGUAUGUGAGAAAUUGUGCGAGAGAAAUGUAAGCGCGCGUGAUAUAUAUAUAUAUAUUAAAAAUACUAAAUUCAAACUUAAUGAGAAUUUACGAUGUGAUGCUUUAUCGAUUUAACUGCGGGAAAGUGACCUUUAUUCAAAUAAAAUACAUGUAGGGCGUUUCUGGCUACGAAAGAAAUGAUUGAAAAAGAAAACUCAAGAAAUGAAAUAAAAAUGAAAAAAUGUGUGAAUUUUACUUAAUGUUAUGUUGAAUAGGAUUGCGGGGGCGGGCGUAAUUAAGUCACUGUGUCGGAAAUUUCGAAAUGCUUGCAUUGUAUGCUUAUUAUCGCGAAUAGUAAUACGUUUUGACGGAUUAAAUAGUAAGAGGAACGAAAAACGAUAAAAAAGAAAAAAAAGAAGAGAAACACGAACGAAUGAAAA
Bombus huntii is the source of this 4845-nucleotide messenger RNA. RefSeq names its product F-box only protein 28 (gene dmpd). NCBI's taxonomy places the organism in Eukaryota, Metazoa, Arthropoda, Insecta, Hymenoptera, Apidae. Gene Ontology annotation, molecular function: protein binding; transcription coactivator activity. Gene Ontology annotation, biological process: positive regulation of DNA-templated transcription. The record is from RefSeq and is a predicted model, not a curated record. The coding region runs from base 715 to 2184 and encodes 489 amino acids. Gene Ontology annotation, cellular component: nucleus. The transcript is spliced from 7 exons.